Molecule: messenger RNA, 3948 nt
Organism: Mesocricetus auratus (golden hamster)
Lineage: Eukaryota; Metazoa; Chordata; Mammalia; Rodentia; Cricetidae
Gene: Slc6a19
Product: solute carrier family 6 member 19
Exons: 12
Coding region: 73-1977 (634 amino acids)
Biological process (GO): sodium ion transmembrane transport
Cellular component (GO): plasma membrane
Source: RefSeq, a predicted model, not a curated record
CUCCUGGCCACCACCAUUUGCCUUCUGGCUGCUGAACUGCCUGUGUGUGCCAGGCCCAACCCAGCGACCACCAUGGUGAGGCUUGUACUGCCCAACCCUGGCCUAGAGGACCGGAUUCCAUCUCUGGAUGAACUGGAGGUCAUUGAGAAGGAAGAGGCUAGCUCCCGGCCCAAAUGGGACAACAAGGCCCAGUACAUGCUCACCUGUGUGGGCUUCUGUGUGGGGCUGGGCAAUGUGUGGCGGUUUCCCUACCUGUGCCAGAGCCAUGGAGGAGGAGCCUUCAUGAUCCCAUUCCUCAUUCUUCUGGUACUGGAGGGCAUUCCCUUGCUGCACCUGGAGUUUGCCAUUGGCCAGAGAUUACGCAAAGGCAGUGUGGGUGUGUGGAGCUCCAUCAACCCGGCUCUGAAGGGUGUAGGCAUUGCCUCCAUGUUUGUGUCCUUCAUGGUGGGCCUGUACUACAACACCAUCAUCGCCUGGGUCAUGUGGUAUUUCUUCAACUCCUUUCAAGAGCCUCUGCCGUGGAGUGAGUGUCCACUCAACGAGAACCGGACAGGCUACGUGGAGGAGUGUGCCAAGAGCUCUUCUGUGGACUACUUCUGGUACCGAGAGACUCUCAACAUCUCCACUUCCAUCAGCGAUUCGGGCUCCAUUCAGUGGUGGAUCCUGCUCUGCCUGACUUGUGCCUGGAGUGUGCUGUACGUGUGUGUUAUUCGUGGCAUCGAGACCACUGGGAAGGCUGUGUACAUCACCUCCACACUGCCCUAUGUCGUGCUGACCAUCUUUCUCAUCCGUGGCUUGACUCUGAAGGGUGCCACCAACGGCAUAGUCUUCCUCUUCACACCCAAUAUCACGGAGCUGAGCAACCCGAACACGUGGCUGGAUGCAGGCGCUCAGGUCUUCUACUCCUUCUCACUGGCCUUUGGGGGCCUCAUCUCCUUCUCCAGCUACAACUCUGUGCACAAUAACUGUGAGAUGGACUCUGUGAUCGUGUCCGUCAUCAAUGGCUUCACCUCUGUGUAUGCAGCCACCGUGGUCUACUCCAUCAUUGGCUUCCGGGCCACUGAGCGCUUUGACGACUGUGUGAGCACAAACAUCCUGACUCUCAUCAACGGCUUCGACCUGCCUGAGGGCAAUGUGACUUCAGAGAACUUUGAGGCUGUCCAGCAGUGGUGCAAUGCUACCAAUCCAGAGGCCUAUGCACAGCUCAAGUUCCAGACCUGUGAUAUAAACUCCUUCCUUUCUGAGGGUGUGGAGGGCACAGGCCUGGCCUUCAUUGUCUUCACUGAAGCCAUCACGAAGAUGCCGGUGUCCCCGCUGUGGUCGGUACUCUUCUUCAUCAUGCUCUUCUGCCUCGGCCUCUCGUCCAUGUUUGGGAACAUGGAGGGGGUGGUUGUACCCCUUCAGGACCUCAACCUCGUCCCCAAGAAGUGGCCCAAAGAACUGAUGACAGGCCUCAUCUGCUUGGGGACAUAUCUCAUCGCCUUCAUUUUCACGCUGAAUUCGGGCCAGUACUGGCUCUCCCUCCUGGACAGCUAUGCUGGCUCCAUCCCUCUGCUAAUCAUCGCCUUUUGUGAGAUGUUUGCUGUCGUCUACGUGUAUGGAGUGGACAGGUUCAACAAAGACAUCGAGUUCAUGGUUGGCCACAAGCCCAACAUUUUCUGGCAAGUUACAUGGAGAGUGGUCAGCCCAUUGAUCAUGCUGGUCAUCUUCCUCUUCUUUUUUGUUAUUGAGGUCAACAAAAAUCUCAUGUAUAGCGUCUGGGACCCUGAUUAUGAGGAGUUUCCCAAAUCACAUAGGAUCCCAUAUCCCGACUGGGUGUAUGCAGUGGUGGUCAUCGUGGUUGGGGUGCCCUGCCUCACCAUCCCCUGCUUUGCCAUCUACAAGCUCAUCAGAAACCGUUGCCAGAAGUCUGAGAACCACCACGGUUUGGUCAAUGCACUGUCCACAGCCUCUGUGAAUGGAGACCUGAAGUACUGAAUAGGCCUAGCCUACAGAAGGCAGAAGAUGGUGUGUGGAGGAGGGCAAGAGGCAGGACCCUUGGGGGAAGUGGGCUGUAAUGUGUGUGAGGGUGCGUGUGUGUGUGUGUGCGUGUGUGUGUGUGUGUGUGUGUGUGUGUGUGUGAGAGAGAGAGAGUAUACAUACAUGCAUCCAUGCAUCACAUAGGUGUAUACACAAAUGUUACACAAACAUGUGGAGCACAUAGGCGUGUUUAUGUGUAUAUUGCAGUUGCACUCAUAUAUACAUAUGUGUGUGUAUGUAUGUAUGUACAUAUGUGGUACAUGUGUACACAAGUGAGUAUAUGUGUCAGUGUGUGUUUGUAUAUGCAUGCUGUGCAUAUGUUUGUGCAUAUACACUGGGAUGUGCCUAUAUAUUUGUAUAUGAACAUGAGUGCUAUCUGUAUGAAUAUAAAUGCUCUGUGUUAACACAUAUGUGUGCACACAUGUGUGUAUAAACAUAUUCACACAUAUAUCUCUAUAGAUAUGUGUAUAUAAAUGUAUGGAUAUGCACUUAUAAACCUAUGUAUAUAUAUGUAUGUCUGUGUCUUCACAUGUGAAUUUUUGUGUUGUAUGUGUACAUACACGCACAUGUACACUUACGUUUGUACAUUGCACACAGGUACGUGCACAUGCAUAUGCUAUCUUGUACACAUGGUACACGUGAAAAUGUUUUCUGUAUGCUCAAGAUAGAUGUGCCUACCGUUCUGGCCUGGCUGUCCUCCACCUGCCCUCACUGUAGUACUUGGACUACAGACAUGGCUCAGCACCCACCUUGUACUGCAAAUUCCCAGGGGAGCCAAAAGGGAAGAUGUGGCGGCUCCAGGUGGUCUCCUUCCCUCAGAGUGGAAGGCAGUAGGUGAGGCUAUGCUGCCUGCCUGACUCCCGGGCAUGUUGUCCCUGCCCGCUCCCAGCUGAUCUCCCGACCUUUGCUAUGAGUGUUGGACCAAGGUCCCUGAAUUAGAAAUCGGGGCCCUUCUGCUCCUUAAGGAGAAGCACAGAAGCUGGUGGGUUGGCAGGGCUGAGAAGAUUUGUCUCAGUCAGGCCCAGCACACCCAUGCUUCCUGAACGCCUGCUUAAUCAUUGGUUUCUGAACAGGCUGCUGGAUAGCCAAGCUGACUUUCCCUUCUCUGUUGAAGUGGGAGCCACCCUGUGCACUUCUGAAGAGAGCAGGAGCCCGUAAAUCUUUAGCCAGAUGUUGCAGAAGGAGGGUUACAGGGUAACUCAGCUGUGGCCACUGUGUUGAGGACUCCAAGAGUCCUGGGCACCCCAGUGACUGAAGCCUAGAAGUCUUCAAUCUUGUGGCAGUCAGUGAAGCCACAGAGGUCAUGCUUGCCCCUUCCCGUCAACAGGCUGGUUGUUUCUGGGUUCACAUCCAUUCUCAGUCAUAGGUACUUGAGACUUGGAGUAUUUAUUGCAACAAGUUACAGCCCUCCUGUUUCAAUGGAAAAGUCCACAUUUAAAUAGAACUGGACUUUCUGAGAAUUCUCACAGACAAGGGAGAGAAACUGUGGUGGGCCCUGACAUGUUCUUCCUACUUGGUGUCACCAGCCACACUUCACCCACAAGAAGCAGCUCCUGCUGUUGAAACACAGAGUCCUCUUACAAAGUCCUCUUCUAUACGCACUGAUCGCUUGGGUGCCAUGACCUGAAGAACCAUACAGAGGCAGAGGAAGGUGCUUGGCCCUGGGGGAAAUAUGAAGGGUCUCACACUAGUAGUUUCAGUGGGUCCUGCCUGUGGGCCUCUGAAGCCUCAUCUGGAAAAAUACUGAUUGUUGCCCAUUGAUUGUGCAUACCAGAGAUCCCUGUGUGGCCUGGCCAGAGACCAACCAAAUUCUCUGCUAGCUCUGGUCCAUGCCUUGUGCUUAGGCCUCAUAUCUCCAAGUGUGACAGAAAUCCAGGUUAGGUUAAUGAACCUAAAACACACCUUUCUCAAUAAAGCACUCUUAUUUUA